AAAGAUGCCAUGUUGUUUAUCCUUCUGGUGCACUUCUAAAUGGCAUGUCCUCACUGACAUAUGCCCCUUCAGGUACACGCCUACAUCAUCAGCCACCUGAAAAAGGAGAUGCCGAGUGUAUUUGGAAAGGAAAACAAGAAGAGAGAGCUUAUCAGCCGGUUGCCAGAAAUCUACAUUCAGCUGCAGCGAGAAUACCAGAUUUCUGCAGGGGACUUCCCGGAGGUCAAGGCAAUGCAGGAACAGCUUGAGAACUACGACUUCACCAAAUUUCACUCACUGAAGCCCAAGCUGAUUGAGGCUGUGGACAACAUGCUGACCAGCAAGAUCGCGUCCCUGAUGAGCCUCAUCAGCCAGGAGGAGCUGAGCACGCCCACACAGCUGGUGCAGGGCGGCGCCUUCGACGGCACCGCCGAGGGCCCCUUCAACCAGGGCUACGGGGAGGGCGCCAAGGAGGGCGCCGACGAGGAGGAGUGGGUUGUGGCCAAAGACAAGCCUAUCUAUGAUGAGCUCUUCUACACCCUGUCGCCGAUCAAUGGCAAGAUAUCAGGCGUCAACGCCAAGAAGGAGAUGGUCACCUCCAAGCUGCCCAACAGCGUCCUGGGCAAGAUCUGGAAGCUGGCCGACUGUGACUGCGACGGCAUGCUGGACGAGGAGGAGUUCGCGCUGGCCAAGCACCUCAUCAAGAUCAAGCUGGACGGCUAUGAGCUGCCCAACAGCCUUCCCCCGCACCUCGUUCCCCCCUCGCACAGGAAGUCCCUGCAGAAGGCCGACUGAGGGACAGGCCGCCCACAGGGCGGGUGUGGGGUGGGAUUCGGGGGACCUGGGCCUGAGGCCCUUGCUGCCACUGACUCACGGAGUGACCCUGGGCAAGGCACACCCUCUCUGUGCCUCAGUUUCCCCAUCUGUAGGGUGGGGAGGGCAGACACUGGACACUAGAUGUGGUCCUUUCACCUCUAAAAUUCCCUGAGUUUCUAUUAAAAUAUUGGGGGGGAGGGAGUGGAUAAAGAGAUUGUAGGGUGGAGAAGAAAGAGAAAUUGACCAAAGAGUCCUCAGAAGCGUGGAGAGACAUCUCUGUAGAGGUGGGCUUGGUGGAGUCCCCGGAACAUGGGGCAUGAGCUGGGCGAGCCACUGGAGCAGAAGUCCGCUGGGCUUCCCCGGACCACGCAUCUGUGAACCUGUCCCUCAGAGGGCACCACGAGGGAGCAAAGAUGAUCUUAUUUAUUUUGUUUCCUGCUACAUUUAGAGUGGAAAAAAACAGAGCAGAGAGCAUUUCUGCUCUCUCCAAACUGUCUACCAAAGAGAAGGCAAUUGCUGCCCGAGGUUUGAAAGGAGGAUGUAUACAGUGUCUGUGUGUGCCCCGUGCCUUCUGCAGGCCCUAGCAGAGCAGAACAGGCAGCCAGGCCAAAGAGAGUGUCUGCCCCAGCACCCUACUGACUAGUCCUCCCAGGGCCCCCCACCCCUGGACCUUCCCAUCAAAGUUGUAUUUGGUUAGGAAUUUGGAACCCUCAACCUUGAUUCAUCCUGGUGAGAUUUCUAGUGUUCAAGUCAUGUUGAAGUCGGAAGAUUAGCUGUUCUUACUGGUCUAUCCAAUAAUUUGUAGCAAAGUCUAUUUAUCGUACUUAAACUACAGUAAGGAAAAGAGGCGGUUUUCCCCUGUCGUCAGUGUGGUUACAUGUCUCCAAGGCCCCUUCCUUGGUCAAUGGCAGGAUUUAAAUUCAGCCAAAACAGGCGUUGGUACAUGCAGAAUCCUGGGCCUGUGGAACAAAGGGGACAGAGAAGCCAGCCUGCCCCAAGCUGUCAGGGAGAAAAGAACAGUCUACUAGCUUAGACACUAUUUUUAUAAAAAAUAGGCAUUUUUAUUAUAAAAUAGUCCUCCCUCCCUUUUUUUCCCCCCAGGAUAAAAGCCUUUAUACAGAAACAGAUGGAACCUUUCCUAUAAAACCUUUUCUUCAAAAGAUUGUGUGGUUCGUAUCAUGAAUGCCCAUCACCAGGCGGGAUUGGGCACAUCCCUAUACGUGAGCUCCCUGAGGUCUCUCUCUCUCUCUCUGCCAAGUCCCUCCCCCAUGUCAACCCCUCUAGAUCGCUUACUCAGAUGCCUGUGUCAGAUGAGGGUGGUUAAUGCUCACUGCCUCCCUCCCUGCUAUGUGGGUUCUAGCUUGGACAUACAGGUGCCUUUUCACCAUUAGUUAUGCAGUAAAAGAGAAAGAUAGGAAAUAGAGAUGGCUGUAUGGCCUGGGGCCCCGCUGGCACCAGAAAUGAAUGAAAUCAGAACAGUCCUACCUGAGCCUUCCAAAAACCACUUUUUUUCUGGGGUUUGGUGUGUGUGUGUGUUUUUCCUAAUGUCACCUGUGACAUCAGGGUCAGAACUGAGAAGAGAAAUAGUUUACUUUAGAGAAGCAUGUAUCCAGAUGCUAGCCCUCACACUCCCUAGCUUUCUAAAUAAUUUCAUUUGAAGAGAAAUAAAUGCAUGAUGUGGUUUUUAAUCUUAAUGAGCACUUUUAAAUUAAUUAGACACAGAGAAAAGCAACAUUUAUAAUUCCAGGACUGUGAUAUGAGCAGAUAGUUUUGUGAACACAUGAGGACUGCCCCAGAGUGCAAGCAUGGUGGGUCUCCCAAAGGACACAACUGAGAAGAGAGUUCACGUGUCCAUAGGUUCAGUGAUGCCAAAGUUAGCUGAUUUUCCACUCAGAGUCAUCUUUCUUCUUUAACUCUGCUGAACUGUCAUAUAUAAAGAUAAAUAUAUACAUAUAUAUGCUACAUGAGUACUAUGUACUUUUGACAUGGAUACAUAUGUAGAUAUGGCCACGUUUUCCUAUGUAGAGACAUAGAACUGUUUUAGAGGGCCAGCAGACAGAGAUUUCUGGUUUCUAUAUGGAAGGAAACGUAGCAUUGUGAGCCCUACCUUCCGCCACACCCUCAGGUGGGAGAACAUCUGGUAGCUCAGUUCUUUCUGUACUGACAGGAAGGAAGGAAGGAAUCACAUGUCCAUUUUCCUUAAUAUCUUCUCUUACAACAUGAAGUCAUUGGAGUUGAUUGGAAAGAAAAACACUGGAAAACAUUAGGGAUGGCAGCCAAGUAAGGACCCAUAUCUUCCGAGGACUCUGUGUCCAAAACACCCGUUAUCCCCAGCCCCAUGCAGCAGGGUGGCAGAACAGCAGAGCCCUGUGGGGUCUGUUCACCUUGACCGACCUUAUUGCCCUUCCCACACCACCCCAAUUUUCAAAAUACCCCCUCCCCAGAGUGUUUACAGAUGGGUGGUAGGGUGGAAGUAGGUAAACUAGCACUAAGAAACUAUCUUCAUGUUCUCAAUGAUUCCAUAGAAGAAAAAUCUAUGAACCUUGAAUCUAGUUUCUACACAGCACAUGAUACCACAUAACACAAACUGCAGGGUUGAGCUUAGGGGAGAAAAAAGGAAAACUUUAGCCUCCUCCUCCCAAAGUCGA
Molecule: messenger RNA, 3443 nt
Organism: Hipposideros armiger (great roundleaf bat)
Lineage: Eukaryota; Metazoa; Chordata; Mammalia; Chiroptera; Hipposideridae
Product: EH domain-containing protein 4
Exons: 2
Coding region: 61-774 (237 amino acids)
Biological process (GO): endocytosis; endosomal transport
Cellular component (GO): plasma membrane; cytoplasm
Molecular function (GO): protein binding; calcium ion binding
Source: RefSeq, a predicted model, not a curated record